Cucurbitaria berberidis CBS 394.84 is the source of this 1656-nucleotide messenger RNA. RefSeq lists its product as uncharacterized. The record is from RefSeq and is a predicted model, not a curated record. The transcript is spliced from 2 exons. The coding region runs from base 1 to 1656 and encodes 551 amino acids. Lineage: Eukaryota; Fungi; Ascomycota; Dothideomycetes; Pleosporales; Cucurbitariaceae.
AUGGACGAGCACGCACGCAAGCGCAGGAAAACCAAUUUGUCAGAGGAGCGCGAAAGGCAGUCAAGUCCGCCGAGAAAAGUUCCACGACGACCAUCAUUUGCAUCGCCGACUAAAGCUAGUCUUGCACGCAACUAUCCCAAUCUACUGCGCCCCGAUUCUGCUGGAGGAGCCGCCUCACGGCCAACCAGUCGUAGUAACAUACUGCCUCGAGGGAAGCAGGCGCGUGCUUUUGUACUCGACGAGACAAAUAUACAGCAAGACUUGAGCCAAGAACCUUCUGAAGAUCCGGAUGACGACACGACUGCCGGUGCAUCACUACGACCCCCCAUUACCCACAAUGUUACCCCGCGCCCGCGUAAGGUUGUAGGAUACAAGAGUGCUCCAGUUUUGGCAGGCGCAUCGGAUGAGGAGGCGGCGGACCUACCAACAACACCCUCACAAAGGGGGUUGGAAGAGCAAGAUGGCCCUCGUCGAGGUGUUCUGUUUUCGUCUCCAAGUAAACAACCGCCUCGCGUCAACGAUCCUGCAAAGCAAUCACCUUUGAGACCAAAAACGCUACCUGUUCAAAUUGUGGAGCAUGGUCUAGACGAGAAUGAUGUUGAACCGCAAAAGAGGCCUUCUCCGGAUCCAGAAGUCGAGAUGAGGAAACGGGAGAAGGGACGGCUUCAGCGCGAGCUAGAAGAUCUAGAAGCUCAGGUGUUAAAAUGCACAGAAGAGAUUGCCAAAGAGCAACAGCGGGCUCCUGAUAAGGCUCUUCGGCCUACAGAGCGAACUGAUCUGAUCGAACUCGUGUCCAAGAUCAACGGCGUAGAUUCCAAAGGAGAACAACCAGUACCCGUAUCGAGCUUGCUAUGCUCGUUUUUGCCUUUCUCUGCCCUGUCUUUACCUCCUCUCCGGCCGAAACAACAAGAGAAAUCUAUCCCAUCACAUCGACCCGUGGAGCUAGCAAAUCCCUUACCCUAUCUGGAGAUGUUUACAUCCUUUAAAUUCUCCACACAGCUUAGCCUAGCUCGCAGCAAGGUGGCCCCAUCCUCUAAGAGGGUACAACAGAAGCACACAAUCGGCAUCGUCGGUCCACAGAAACUGCUCACGACACAUGUUUCGGUCGUUAUUGACACAUUAGCGAAUGAGGUCGUCGACAUGCGAGUUCCUCAUCUUUCACCCUGGGCCGAACGCGAACUAGGCACCUUCGUGCGUGAGAAAGCGAGGGCUAAGGACCUUGGAAACGCAUGCUGGGCCAUCAAUUCGUAUUGGGACAUUGCAAAGAAGCGCGCGCAGUACUGGCAUAAAUGCGAAUCGGCAUUUGCGGGCUUGAUCGUCGGGCGUGCAAGUGAGGACACCGAGAACGUGCGCCGCCAAGCCAAACCAGCUGCUUCAAAAAUCUCACGGAAGGAUCUCGGCCGACAUCUGGGCCGUGAUACCUUGGUCCUGCAAGAUAAACACGUUUUGCUAAAAAUCAAUUGGCGGAUCAGCUUCGACUGGACUGGCGAAGCUGGGUCAGAAAUCAGCGUAGAGCCGGCAGUCCCUCAAGUGUGGCAGGAAGCAGAUACGGCAGCCAGCUUUAAGAAAAUCCCGGAGACCUUCGCGUUGCUUUUGAAGGGCAAAGGGGCGUAUGAGGCCACGAGAAUCAUGAUAGCCCUACUGUAUGCGCAGUAG